Molecule: messenger RNA, 487 nt
Organism: Fusarium graminearum PH-1
Lineage: Eukaryota; Fungi; Ascomycota; Sordariomycetes; Hypocreales; Nectriaceae
Exons: 2
Coding region: 17-295 (92 amino acids)
Biological process (GO): mitochondrial respiratory chain complex IV assembly
Cellular component (GO): mitochondrion; mitochondrial inner membrane
Source: RefSeq, a predicted model, not a curated record
GUCGAAGAUUAUCAAAAUGGGCGGCCUCAACCUCGAAGUCUUCAAGUUUGGCACGUAUCUCAUGUUUCCUAUUGGAAUCAUGUUUUACUUCGGAACCAACCUCGAUGACCGCUUUGCCGUUCCUGGAUUCUGGCCCAGGCCUGACCAAUGCAACAAGAUUCCCAAGGACCGAGACGAGAUCAAGGCCGAAUACGAGCGCAUUGUCGCGCGCCAAAAGUUACGACAAGCCCGAAAGCUUGAAGAGGAGCGUCAACGAGCAGCGCAGCACCCUGGCAAUGACAGCAACGAGUCCUGAGCUUUGGGGAAUCGAAAAUGAAAUAUGUACACUAUAGGUCGGAAGGUUCUACGACGGCAUCGACGAUGUAUUCACGGCGUUCGGAAGGCAUUGGAAACACUCCCUCUUCAUUGCGUGGGGUAAAAUACAGUAUUGUACAAAAUUGUUACAGAUGGCGCUGGUCAACAUGCUUAUACAUCCAAAUUUCUCUCA